Molecule: messenger RNA, 656 nt
Organism: Triticum dicoccoides
Lineage: Eukaryota; Viridiplantae; Streptophyta; Magnoliopsida; Poales; Poaceae
Exons: 3
Coding region: 67-330 (87 amino acids)
Source: RefSeq, a predicted model, not a curated record
UUCUCCAUCGCCAUCCUCAUCAUCUCUUCUGCUGCGAAAAGAACAACAAACAAUCCAAUCAAUCAAAUGGGUUCUCGAUGGAUUCGACCCGAGGUGUACCCGCUGUUCGCGACGACUGGCGUGGCCGUCGGUAUUUGUGUGAUGCAACUUGUGCGCAAUAUCACCACCAACCCUGAAGUCAGGGUGACAAAGCAGAACAGGGCAGCCGGGGUGCUAGAGAAUCAUGAUGAAGGGAAGAGGUACUCCCAACACGGGGUGCGCAGGUUCUGGCUCUCCAAGCGCCCUGACUACAUGCAUGAACUAGACAACCCGCCCACCGACCGGAAGUAGAUCCAAUGACGGAUCGUCCAUGAGAAGAGGCCGCCGUGUUUGCUCCAUCCAUCACACAUAUAUGCAUACUACAAGAAUAAACGUGCUUCGUCGCGCCUGCUAUUAUUGUUGUUUUCCUUUGUUUACUAUAUCCGUGUAGUCAUACAUGUAUGUUUUUAUGGCUGAAAAGAACUAUUUUGUUGUUUUCUUUGAUAUGACAUGGUAAUACAUUUUAACAUCUCUAUAGUUUAUUUUCUUGCCAAAAAACAACCACAUGUAUUAUCCUUUUGCCGAGAAGAAAAAAAGGCAGCAAGAGGAAUUUUUGAAUAAAGUGUCACAUCAUCGGU